This is a messenger RNA of Pteronotus mesoamericanus, 4518 nucleotides long. It is a transcript of the gene ZHX3, whose product is annotated as zinc fingers and homeoboxes 3. Gene Ontology annotation, cellular component: nucleus. Gene Ontology annotation, molecular function: DNA-binding transcription factor activity, RNA polymerase II-specific; DNA binding. Lineage: Eukaryota; Metazoa; Chordata; Mammalia; Chiroptera; Mormoopidae. Gene Ontology annotation, biological process: regulation of transcription by RNA polymerase II. The transcript is spliced from 4 exons. The coding region runs from base 1430 to 4294 and encodes 954 amino acids. The record is from RefSeq and is a predicted model, not a curated record.
UGUCUCUGAAGAUACUAGAUUAGAAAACCAUUUACUCCCUUCUCUCUCCAACUGAGCUUAGGAACGUGUCUUGCCGGCCCUUCAAGGCCCUGGUGGCUAUGUUGUUGCAGCCCCUCUCUUGUUGUGAUCUCAGUAGGAAGGAUCCUGGGAGAGCCAGGAAAUCUAGAUGUGAAAUCAUAUGGUAGAUAGAAUGUGUGGUGGGAAAGAGGGUAGUCAAUGUGAAGAAAACAUCAGCCUUAUUCUAAACCUCUCUGAACAAGAAAACUCUUCUUGGAGUAAAACCAUGAGAAAAUAGUGUGUGUGUGGAAAAGUCUUUAUUCAUUAUUCAUCUCAUAAUACUGACAUCUCAUCGGAUGUCAAACUGGACACAAGCCAUAUUGAUUAUCAGAAUUACGGAGAGAAGCCGUGUGCAUGUAAUGUAUCUGGGAGAGCUUUCAGUUAUCUCCAGUGUUUUUGAAAAGCAUGAAAGAAAUCACAGUAGAGAGAAAACCUGUAAAUGUAAGGAAUGUGGUAAAACCUUUAGUUUUUCACCUUCACUUCAAAUACAUGACAGAACCCACACUGGAGAGAAACUGUCAAUGUAAACAAUAUGGAAGUCUACAGAUAUCAUCAAACUUCAAACACAUGAAAGGACUCACACAGGAGCUAAACCUUAUGAAUGUAAAAAAUGUAGUAAAGUUGUCUUAUUUUUCUUCAAAUACAUGCAAGAACUCACAUUGCAGAGAAACCUUAUGAAUGUAAACAAUGUGGUAAAACCUAUAUAUAUAUAUUAGAGCGCCUUACAGACAUACCAAAGAACUCACAUAGGCGAAAAAACCUAUGAAUGUAAGCGAUAUGGUAAAACUUUGAGUUCUCAUCUAGGUUUUCAAAAACAUGAAUGAAGUCACACUGGAGAGAAGCCCUAUGCAUGUACGAAAUGUGGAAAAGCCUUCACAUGUUAUCAUAAUUUUUGAAGAUAUGAAAGAAAAUUCACUGGAGAGAAGCUCUAUGAAAAUAAAGAAUGUGGGAAAGCCUUCAGAUGGUAUCAAAGGUUUCAAACACAUGAAUGAAAUCCCACUAGACAGAAACCCCAUGCAUGUGAAGAAUGUGGGCUAACUGAAGAUAUUAUAGCAUCUUACAAAGACGCAGAAAGACUCACACUGGAGAGAGACCCCAUGAAGGGCUGAAUUGCAACUGCAGAAGCAACAACAAGUGAACCUUUAAAGAUGUACAUGGGCUGCAUAAAGUGAAGAGAGAAACUGGAGGAACCAAUGAAGUAAGAAAAAAGUAUGUGUCCCAGGUUUAAUAGAGAGAACUUGCUUUCUGCAAACAAUUGAAAAAGCUGCCCUUAGAAACUUUCUUCGGCCCUCAUGGAGCAGCUGGAACUUGUACCGUGAGGCCCUUGAUGGGACAAGAGCUCCCCAAGUGAUCACCCAGAGCAGCUGUCGCCAUGGCCAGCAAGAGGAAAUCCACCACCCCGUGCAUGAUCCCCGUGAAGACCGUGGUGCUGCAGGACACCAGCGCAGAGGCCCCGCCCCCUGAGGCCUUGCCCGAAGGACCCCCACAGGAUCUGCCCCCAGAAGUGCCUGCCACCAGCAGCGAGGCUCCCCAGACCUCCAGCAGCACCGACAGCGCCGCGCUGGCCAACGGGCAUCGGAGCACUUUGGAUGGCUAUUCGUAUUCCUGUAAAUACUGCGAUUUCAGAUCCCAGGACAUAACCCAGUUUGUGGGACACAUGAACUCCAAGCACACAGACUUUAAUAAAGACCCAAUUUUUGUAUGCACUGAGUGCAGUUUUCUGGCAAAAACUCCUGAGGGGCUUUCUCUGCACAAUGCCAAGUGUCACUCAGGGGAAGCCAGCUUUGUGUGGAAUGUGGCCAAGCCAGACAAUCAUGUCGUCGUGGAGCAGAGCGUCCCCGAGAGCACCAGCACUCCUGACCCCCUGGGCGAGCCCAGCGCUGACGGGACCGACGGACAAGCCGAAAUCAUCAUCACCAAAACUCCAAUCAUGAAGAUAAUGAAAGGCAAAGCUGAAGCCAAAAAAAUUCAUACGCUCAAGGAAAACGUCCCCAGUCAGCCCACUGGUGAGGCCUUACCAAACACACCAGCUGGGGAAAUAGAUGUGAAAGAGGGGGACCACUCCUUUGUCAAUGGGGCUGUUCCAGUGAGUCAGGCACCCACCAGCUCCGCCAAGCCUCCCCACACGGCCAACGGGCCCCUGCUAGGGACAGUGCCAGUUCUGCCGGCGGGUAUAGCACAGUUCCUGUCCCUCCAGCAGCAGCCCCCCGCGCAUGCGCAGCACCACACCCACCAGCCACUGCCCACGGCCAAGUCCCUUCCCAAAGUGAUGAUCCCCCUGAGCAGCAUUCCCACGUACAAUGCGGCCAUGGACUCCAACAGCUUCCUGAAGAACUCUUUCCACAAGUUCCCCUACCCAACCAAAGCCGAGCUCUGCUACUUGACUGUGGUCACCAAGUAUCCAGAGGAACAGCUCAAGAUCUGGUUCACAGCCCAAAGGCUGAAACAAGGGAUCAGCUGGUCCCCUGAAGAGAUCGAGGAUGCCCGGAAAAAGAUGUUCAAUACAGUCAUUCAGUCUGUCCCUCAGCCCACAAUCACCGUUCUCAAUACUCCCCUGGUUGCCAGUGCCGGCAACGUCCAGCAUCUCAUCCAGGCUGCCCUCCCGGGUCAUGUUGUGGGGCAGCCAGAGGGCGCAGCAGGGGGACUUCUGGUUACUCAGCCGCUGAUGGCCAAUGGGUUGCAGGCACCAAGCUCGUCUCUCCCUCUAGCAGUUACCUCCGUCCCCAAGCAGCCAACCGUUGCACCCAUUAACACUGUCUGUUCAAAUACGACGUCAGCGGUGAAGGUGGUCAACGCGGCCCAGUCGCUGCUCACAGCUUGCCCCAGCAUAACUUCCCAGGCCUUCCUCGAUGCCAGCAUCUACAAAAAUAAGAAAUCUCAUGAACAGCUGUCAGCUCUGAAAGGUAGCUUCUGUCGGAACCAGUUCCCGGGACAGAGCGAAGUUGAGCAUCUGACCAAAGUGACCGGCCUCAGCACAAGGGAGGUGCGGAAAUGGUUCAGUGACCGGAGGUACCACUGCCGGAACCUGAAGGGCUCCCGGGCCAUGGUGCCCGGAGAUCCCAGCUCCAUCAUCAUUGACUCCAUGCCAGAGGUGCCCUUCUCCCCAGUGUCUAAGGCUCCCGAGGUGACCUGUCUCCCGACGGCAGCCACGCUGGCUGCCCACCCUUGUGCCAAACGACAGUCCUGGCACCAGACCCCUGACUUCACACCAACCAAAUACAAAGAGCGAGCCCCUGAGCAGCUCCGAGCCCUGGAGAGCAGUUUUGCACAAAACCCCCUUCCUCUUGACGAGGAACUGGACCGCCUGAGGACUGAAACCAAAAUGACCCGGAGAGAGAUUGACAGCUGGUUUUCUGAGAGAAGGAAAAAAGUGAAUGCCGAGGAGACCACAAAGGCCGAUGGGAGUGCCUGUCAGGAGGAGGAGGAGGCCGCUGAGGACGAGGGUGGAGCAGAGGAGUCCACCAGUGACCUGAGGGUCCUCGGGGAGAACGGCUCCCCAGAAGGGGCCAGCAGCCACACCUUGGCUGAACGCAAAGUCAGCCCCAUCAAAAUCAACCUCAAAAACCUGCGGGUCACUGAGGCCAACGGCAAGAGUGAGCUGCCCGGGCUGGUCGCCUGUGAGCCCGAAGACGACGGGUCGAACAAGCUGGCUGCGCAGCUGCCCGGCAAGGUGAGCUACAAGAAGACAGCACAGCAGCGGCACUUGCUGCGCCAGCUCUUUGUGCAGACGCAGUGGCCGAGCACCCAGGACUAUGACAACAUCAUGGCCCAGACGGGCCUGCCGCGGCCGGAGGUGGUGCGCUGGUUCGGGGACAGCAGGUACGCCCUGAAGAACGGCCAGCUCAAGUGGUACGAAGACUACAAGCGGGGCAACUUCCCACCAGGGCUGCUGGUCAUCGCCCCCGGCAACCGGGAGCUGCUGCAAGACUAUUACGUGACACACAAAACACUGCAUGAGGACGACCUGCAGAGCCUCUGUGACAAGACCCAGAUGAGCCCCCAACAGGUCAAGCAGUGGUUUGCUGAGAAAAUGGGCGAGGAGACGCGGGCCGUGGCAGACACAGGCAGCGAGGACCAGGGCUCCGGUGACCCUGCAGCAGUUCACAAAGGGCCAGGGGAUACCUAUUCGGAGGUGUCCGAGAACAGUGGGCCGUGGGAGCCUGGUGCCCCUGAGGCCAGCUCAGAGCCCUGUGACACGCCGAGUCCCCAGGCUGGACGUCAGCUGGAAACAGACUGAAUUUGAUCCGAUCACUGUGAAGGACCGGCCAGUCUGGGAUGCCGCCUGCCACGUGCAAGGGCCCAGCUCAACUCUCCGCUGCCACACCGGUUCCCGCCCCCGGCCUCUGGGUGCGCGCAGAGUUUCUGGAAGCCUCACAGACGGCCCAAAUCCUGCCCUGUCACCUUCGGCCACCACCGAGCAAGAAGGGAGAGCAAAGUUCUCGUCAGUUUUUCCUCCCACAA